AUGCUGGAUAAGGCCAUCCUGCUCCUGUUCCUGCAUUUAGUUGCAUGCUCCAUCUCCUCGCCUCUCUACCCAGCUCUCAGGUACAGUGCAGGGCCAGUUGCUGGCAAGGCCAUGAACUUCCAGCCACAGCACAGCAGCCCAUUGCAGAGCCAUAACCCCUCAACAGAGGAAAAGGAGGAGGAGGGUUUGUUAACAGACCCCACUGAGAAAAGGAUGCAGCGCCAUGCCGAUGCCAUAUUCACCGACAACUACCGGAAAUUCCUGGGACGGAUUUCCGCCCGCAAAUUCUUACAGACCAUCAUUGGCAAGCGGCUUGGAAGCAGUGAGAACAGCCCAGGAGAAGGGGUGCAUGAAUUUCUGACAAGGCGCCAGUCUGACAGCAUCCUGAUGGACAGCCGCUACCACCAACAGAUGGUACUAAGGGACUUCCUGGGAGCCAUUCUGCAGAAUCAGAGGCCUCAGGACAUCAGCAGCAGUCGGUUAGAAGGCUUUCCCAGCACUCUGGCUAAGCUCAUAUAA
Molecule: messenger RNA, 519 nt
Organism: Cariama cristata (Red-legged seriema)
Lineage: Eukaryota; Metazoa; Chordata; Aves; Cariamiformes; Cariamidae
Gene: GHRH
Product: growth hormone releasing hormone
Exons: 6
Coding region: 1-519 (172 amino acids)
Biological process (GO): positive regulation of cell population proliferation; adenylate cyclase-activating G protein-coupled receptor signaling pathway; positive regulation of growth hormone secretion
Cellular component (GO): perikaryon; terminal bouton; extracellular region
Molecular function (GO): neuropeptide hormone activity; peptide hormone receptor binding; growth hormone-releasing hormone activity
Source: RefSeq, a predicted model, not a curated record